UUUGACGCGAGAGUGAGAGACUUUCUCUGUCGGUUUUUUAUAAUCCCCCCAAACAAAACACAUAAUAACAAAAACGAAAGAAAAUAAAACCCGAUUACCAAAAUUCCUUUCCCCCUUUCCAGGUCUCUCUCGCUUCUCUGUCCUCAAUCCUCAAUCCCGCAAGUAAUCAUCUGGGUUUUUUUUUUUUUUUUUUUUUCUCUUUGAUCUUUCUUGGAUUGGAUGCUUAUUCGAUCUUUCAAACUUCUGCUUCUUCUUCACGAUCUGAGACUCUUAGUUUGAGGAUCCUUUAAAUUUUAAAAAACAUAAUAAAGAAGUUAUGGCUAAUGCAAAUACAUCAGCUUCAGUGGUGCUUUCUGAUUCAUCCGAACAGAGGGGAAUAAAUUCGGCAGAAUCAAACAUGCACACAGUUCAACCUCCUUCAAACCAGCAAAACCGAAGCUCUUUAGAUGGUCCUGUGGCUAUCCUCUGGGACAUUGAGAAUUGCCCUGUUCCCAGUGAUGUUCGCCCUGAAGAUGUAGCUGGUAAUAUUAGAAUGGCUUUACGUGUUCAUCCUAUAAUUAAAGGUGCUGUUAUGAUGUUUUCUGCAUAUGGGGAUUUUAAUGCCUUCCCUAGGCGACUUAGAGAGGGUUGCCAGAGAACUGGUGUUAAACUUAUUGAUGUUCCUAAUGGUAGAAAGGAUGCUGCUGACAAAGCUAUUUUAGUUGAUAUGUUUCUUUUUGCCCUCGACAACCCACCACCUUCCUCCAUCAUGCUUAUUUCUGGGGAUGUUGAUUUUUCUCCAGCACUUCACAUACUUGGUCAACGCGGUUAUACUGUGAUCCUUGUUAUCCCUGCUGGGGUGGGUGUCUCAUCUGCUUUGAGCAAUGCUGGUAAGUUUGUGUGGGACUGGCCUAGUGUGGCUCGUGGGGAAGGCUUUGUACCCCCUUCAAAGGGUUUAAUGCCUCCUUAUGCUGGACCAGCUGACAUUGCUGGGUAUUUCAUGGGGUGUCAUAUAAAUGACAACUUUGAUGGUCAAAAUGAAGAAGAGGCAAUCGUAUACAGAGGAAUCUCACAAAGCUAUUACAAUUCGAGAGAUUUUUCUGUAGUGUCACGGUCGCUGUCUGAAUACAACUGUAGUUCUUCAAUAAGUAUGCCUUGUUUCCCCACGAGUACAAGGUCACAGAGUCUCCCAUCUGGUUUGAAUGAAGUUUCAGCUGGUCCUAUUUUCUACGAUGACCAAUAUCAUUCUACCAUGUGGGUACAGCCUGGGGAUAUAAAUGGUCUGAAGUUGCAGCUUGUGAAGCUGCUUGAACUUUCAGGUGGGUGUUUGCCUAUUACUCGUGUUCCUGCCGAGUACCAGAAGCUCUAUGGACGGCCUCUUUAUGUGUCGGAAUAUGGGGCAUUCAAGCUGGUUAAUCUUUUCAAGAAAAUGAAUGAUGCAUUGGCAAUAGAUGGCAAGGGCCAAAAGAAGUUUGUCUACCUUAGAAACUGGAAAGCAAGCCCAAGUGCCCCUCCUUUAGCUCUGGCACGAAAGGAUAAGAAAGGAAAGGGGACUCAGGAGGAUAGUUUGGAUGUUAUGGGAGGUGGUGGCUCGUCAGAUGAGCUCUCAGAUGAGGAAAGGGUGGUAGUUGAGGAACAUGAGGAGAGAAGGAACCAAGGAAAGGCAAGCACAGGGACAACAGCCGGAUGUGAAGCUAACCAAAACCUUGAGCAAUUCAAACAUGAGUUGCAGGAAAUUCUAGUGAGUUAUUCUUGUCGGAUUUUCCUGGGAUGUUUUGAGGAAAUAUAUCAGCAACGAUACAAGAAAUCACUAGACUAUCAUAGGUUUGGUGUGGAUCAGCUGGAAGAGCUUUUUAAUAAGGUAAGUGAUGUUGUUGUGUUGCAUGAAGAACCAGUAAGCAAGAGGAAAUUUCUGGCUGCUGUUGGUGGUUAGUAAGAGCAAAAAAAGAAAAAAAAAGAAAGGAAAUCUAUCUGGGAUUUUUUUUUUCUAUUGCAUAUUGCAGACCUGUAUAACUUCAAAAAAAUUUCCCUUGUUUCAUAAAUGGUGGGAGGGGCUGGGAUCACAUUUUGUUGUUUUUAUAAAAUAUGUGUCCUGCAUGGUUUGGAUGUUGAUUUUGAAGUUCACCAUGUAUUCAUCUGUGCCUUUGUCAUAGUAACUAAUCAAACUACUAAUGCUUAGUGUUUAA
Molecule: messenger RNA, 2165 nt
Organism: Manihot esculenta (cassava)
Lineage: Eukaryota; Viridiplantae; Streptophyta; Magnoliopsida; Malpighiales; Euphorbiaceae
Exons: 2
Coding region: 317-1912 (531 amino acids)
Biological process (GO): regulation of gene expression
Cellular component (GO): peroxisome
Molecular function (GO): RNA nuclease activity
Source: RefSeq, a predicted model, not a curated record